Molecule: messenger RNA, 574 nt
Organism: Aphanomyces astaci
Lineage: Eukaryota; Oomycota; Saprolegniomycetes; Saprolegniales; Verrucalvaceae
Exons: 1
Coding region: 56-517 (153 amino acids)
Source: RefSeq, a predicted model, not a curated record
AUCGGUUGAAGUGACCUUCCAUUUCCCAUAUUGCAGUCUCGCUACACGUGAUUUCAUGCCAUCGCGACACCUGACUGCCGAUGCGAUGUCGGCACACUGCGCCUACAAGAGCGGCAAGUGCACGUACCCUCGGGCCAUCAAGUUGAAUGGCGAACUGCAUUCGCUGUGUGCCCUCCACCGCGAAAAGCAAAACGCACACCAGCGAAAAAGCGAUCGCAAGUCGCGCCGAGCCAAGAAAGACAUGGACGCCACCACCAUCAGAGUGCACGAGGCGUGGAAGAUUGUCGGGGAGCCACCAGACUCGUUUCUGUUUGAAAAUACCACUUUCGAAGCCGAGUCGACAAUCACCAUGUAUCACUACAGGCAGACUACGCCACCGUCGCCACGGGUUGCUCGAUUGCCCCCCAUUCGACACCUUCUCCAUACCCUCUCUCUCCCCCCUUCGAACCCCAUCAAAAGCACGACUACGACUGCGGGCGGCUGCCCACAAGGAAUGAUAAUGCAGUUUUGCACAUAGCGUCAAGUGAAUAUAUAUAUAUAUAUAUGUACAAUCGUCUAUUAUCUUUACAAUGAA